CACAGCUGUUUUUUUUUUAAAGAAAAAAAAAUCAAUUUAGCCAUCGAUGAUGCGCGUUUCAUUCCGCUUGUUCCGUGUUUAUCAUGCCCAAUCCAAUUCCACAUCGUUUGUCUGGGAUUAUUUUUUUCAUGUGCGCCAGUGGCUGAGCGCUCACCAACGGUUUAAUUCAUUCACUUAAAUAGCGGACAGUGAAAGAUUUGAGUUGAUAAAGUUUAGAGGCUAGUGGGUGAACGAUGAUUCGGGAGAGUUUCAGUGGUGAUUGUUUCUUCUGCAUGGACCAUUUGUUAAAUGAUUAUUUUUGAUUAAUUAGUGGUGUCGUUUGGGAUGAGCCGAUGAGUUGAUGUACUUUUGGAUAGCGCCGUCGAGGGCUAGCUAGCGCGUUCCAUUUCUACUUAUCGUGGAUAUUGUGUUCGGGAUUGGGAUUUGAAAGAAUUUUUUUUUAUUUCGUUCUUUCGGUAUCUAUCGGUGUUUGGACAGUUGUCGUUUGGUUGAACAUUAGUCGUGGCGCGUCACUCGGAGCGAAUGGUUAUUUUAACGUGGAGUUUUUCGAGUUUUUAUUAUUUUCGUUUGAAUCGAGGACGAAAGGAUGGACGAGUCUGGGAUUGAUAUGGGAUUUGAUCUUGCUGCCCUCAGCAAUGCACAGGAUUUGGAUAUUGAUAAUAGUGAUUUUGAUCAGGCCCUGUCCAUGUUGUCGAGUUCUCAGGACUUCAUGUACUAUGAGCUCAAGAGUCGCGCACCUGACACCUGCAGCCCGCCGACAUUCAAAACAGCGACGCCGACGUCGAGGACACACUUGAAACUCCAGUUGAUGAGGGAGCAGCUGCAGGAGCAGGAGAGAAAGGAAGCGGAAUUCCGGCAGAAUCUGCAGCAGCAGCGGCCAGCGGCUGCAGCCCCUAGGCUAGUACCACCCACUCAACUAGCGACUAUCGGCGUUGAUGUUCCACCCCAAGUACUUCAAGUGAGAACUCUCCUGGAGAAUCCGACGCGCUAUCAUGUUGUACAGAAGCAGAAGAAUCAGGUACGACAGUAUUUGCACGAGUCGUUUCGAUCGAGCGAUGGAGAUAUCACUGAGGGGCUCGUUGGAUCUAGUUAUGGUAGUGAAGGGGGAGGAACACCCAUUGAUACUGGACCAGUCCAGAUGCCCAUGGCAGUGCACAGUGCCCCACCAGGUACUGUUGAACAACCAAAACCACAAACCCCUCAUCUGGCUUCAUAUCAAUAUGCGUCAUCGAUGCUGCCUAGGCUAUCAGGAGUUUCAGCAAGCCCUGAUCCAACCAGUGGGGCUAUGUCUCCAGGGCUAUCCAGCGUUGCCACCAGCAACUCCGAGGCCGAGGAUCUUUUGGACGAUAUUUUGUCCUUCGAGGCGGGCUCACUGGGAGGUGGACUGAAAGAGGGACAGGCUGGAAGUCUCUCAAGCCUACCUGAUCUUGAGAUAAAGCCAGAACCACUCCUCCUCACUGACGCGGAAAUUCAUGCACUUGCCAAAGAUCGUCAGAAGAAGGAUAACCAUAAUAUGAUUGAACGGAGAAGAAGAUUCAACAUUAAUGAUCGAAUCAAGGAGCUGGGGACAUUGCUGCCUAAGACUAAUGACCCGUAUUACGAAAUAGUGAGAGACGUAAGACCAAACAAGGGGACAAUAUUAAAGUCCUCGGUGGAGUACAUAAAAUUACUGAAAAAUGAGCUCACACGGAUGAAACAGAGUGAAACAAGGCAUAAACAGCUGGAGCAUCAGAAUCGUAGGCUGUUAUUACGUGUACAGGAGCUUGAGCUUCAAGCAAAAGCUCAUGGUCUUCCGGUUACGGAUCCAAGCUGGGCAUCAACGUCAGCCAUUGCUGUCAACUCAUUCUCGAGGACUAAGCACGACCGAAGAAAGAUGCCAGAGAUGGUAACGGAGGAUACAUCACUCCUGAGUAUGGCACAUUUUGAGGAUCUGAUGGAAGAUGACACGGGUGGUCCAGUCCACGGUGGGGAUCCAAUGCUGUCAUCACCGCAUCUACCACCCCUGAGCCCACCAGCCCCAGCCUGUCACCAUCCCCUAGUCGACGAGGACACACUCGGUAGUUUAGCCCCAACAACGUCAAAUUCAUCCUCAGACAUGGACAUUGUUGCAUAGCCACGAGCCCCAAUUCUUGCAUACAUACGUGGACACGUAUCACGACCACCAGAAUGUACCAGUGACGUCGGAAUGGAUCUCUUUGGUUACCUGGGAAUAGUCGAUGUACCGUGAGGAAAACCAUUAAGUCAUGUACGAGUGUGUGCAACCACUCAACUACUUUGAAAUUCUUCUCUAGCAGACUGGGAGUAGUGAUUUAAUCGUAGUUUGAAUCGAUGCAUCUGCUAAAUCACGAGAUGGUUUUAUGGGGAUGGGGU
Messenger RNA from Fopius arisanus, 2370 nucleotides. It is a transcript of the gene Mitf, whose product is annotated as transcription factor Mitf. NCBI's taxonomy places the organism in Eukaryota, Metazoa, Arthropoda, Insecta, Hymenoptera, Braconidae. The record is from RefSeq and is a predicted model, not a curated record. Gene Ontology annotation, biological process: regulation of transcription by RNA polymerase II. The transcript has 7 exons. Gene Ontology annotation, molecular function: RNA polymerase II cis-regulatory region sequence-specific DNA binding; protein dimerization activity; DNA-binding transcription factor activity, RNA polymerase II-specific. Gene Ontology annotation, cellular component: nucleus. The coding region runs from base 587 to 2113 and encodes 508 amino acids.